Messenger RNA from Cuscuta epithymum, 2216 nucleotides. NCBI's taxonomy places the organism in Eukaryota, Viridiplantae, Streptophyta, Magnoliopsida, Solanales, Convolvulaceae. The record is from the annotation of a GenBank genome assembly.
ACAACUAAUUAUUAGCCAAAUGUAGGGUGAACAAAGAGUUACAGGUGAAGCAAUCCUGGGGUUGGAACUUAGAAAUAUCGGAAACAAGCGCCGCCCAAUGGUCUACAGUGGCAAACAGAUCCGAGCGUACAUCACCGGUUAUUAUCGAACGAGUGCCGACUUCUUUCAAAUCUCAGCCCUCACUCCGCUUGCUACUCAUUGAUUUGCUCCUGUGAGGUUUCUCAAAAACGAUGUUGAAGCUGAAGCAUUUCCAGCAACUCUGGCGUUCUGGGAGCAGAGGAAAUUUGAACAUCUUUAGAAACAAUUAUUACUACUUCAGUGAAGGGGAUGCAUUCUUUUCCAACAGAUUAUGCACACUGACAGGGAUGAGUGAAGUUGAUGACCUGCCUAAGACAACUGAGUCUCCAGAUCUUCCAGGUUGGGUCAAAUUUCCUGAUAAAACAAAACAGGGUGUUUCUGGCAUGACUGAGGAUGAUGAUGAUGAUUUUGUAUUACCUUCAUUGUGGGAUUGGAUUGAAAAGGAUAAUCCCAGUAGACAAGAAAGUGAUGCCGAUGGUUUAAAAAAUGAUGCUGUCACUGAUGUUGAUAAAAUAUCAGAGACUUUAAAGAAUCAUUUUAAGUCUCCAGAUGAUGUUGUUCAAGCAUUAGAUGUCUUCAGUGUUGAUGUGUCUGAGGAACUUGUGGAGAAAAUUUUGAAAAGAUUCAGCUUUGAGUGGAUAAAAUUAUAUGGAUUUUUUAAAUGGGUAAAGCUGCAAUCAAACUUCAAGCUCCCUCGUUAUUUGUACAAUUUGCUUAUUGAUAACCUGGGGAAGGCAAGGAACUUUGUUGUGAUGUGGGAAGUUGUGGAAGAAAUGAGUGUUCUUUAUGGUAUCACAUUGGAAACCGUCACUGUAGUCAUUAGAAGGCUUGCAAAGGCUGGUCAGUAUGAUGAUGCAAUAGGGGCAAUUCCAAGAUUUGAGCAAUUUGGAGUUCCUAAGGAUACAAAUAUGGUGAAUAUAUUAAUUGAUGCAUUGGCGAAGGGUGGAAGUGUGGAACGUGCUUAUGAUGUUUAUUUACAAGAAAAACUUCAUGCAUCCCCAAAUCUAACCACAUUCAAUAUGUUAGUCCACGGAUGGUGCAAAAUUAACGACAUAGAGAAAGCCAAGAGAACCAUCCAAGAUAUGGUGAGGCAUGAUUUCUCUCCUGACUCCGUCACUUACACUUGCCUUAUUGAAGCUUAUGGUCGUGAAAAAGAUUUUCGCAAAGUUGAAGCCACCUUAGAUGAAAUGCAAAGGAAGGGGUGCCCUCCAAAUGUAGUUACAUAUUCAAUAGUCAUGAAAGCCUAUGGACUUGCUAAGGAGCACAAUAAGGCUCUAGAGAUAUAUGAGAAAAUGAAGGAAAAUAGUCUUCUUGAUGCCCAUGCUUAUGGGAUUCUGAUUAGCAUCCUAUAUAGCUCUGGAAGACUCGGUGGUUCCACUGAUGUAUUCGAGGACAUGGCCAAACAAGGAAUAACUCCUAACUUGCAGAUGUUCAAUGUGAUGAUCCGUCAUGCUGCCAAGAGCUUGAAAGAAGAGGAGGCACUCAAAUUACUCAAGAAAAUGGAAGAGUGUCAAUGCAAGCCUGACCUUGACACAUAUGCACCUUUGUUGAAGAUGUGUUGCAAACUAAAAAGAAUGAAAGUUUUGUCUUUUCUGAUAGACCACAUGCACCAGAAUGAUGUCAGCUUGGAUCUUGGGACAUAUGCUCUUUUAAUUAGUGGGCUUUGUAGGAGUGGGAAACACAAGCGUGCUUGCUCCUUCUUUGAGCAAUCAGUUCAGAAAGGGAUUUUGCCAACAGAAACCAUGCACAAGAAACUUGUUCAAGAACUUGAGAAGAAGGGCAUCCAUGAAGAAAAGAAAUACAUUGAACAACUGAUGAUUGAAGCUGGAAAGCACACUUCUGAAGAGAGACCGGAGAUCAACUAUGGUUAAGUAAGGCUACUUAAAUUUUUCAAUGGAUCCAAAUCCUAAAAUGUGUAGCCAUUUUUAGAAACUUUAAAUUGAUUGCCUACACAUUUGAUGGUAAAACGGCAGUAUGGCUUAGUUACUUUCAUAUCUAGGAUAACAGGCUGUUAGAUAAGCCCGAAGCUUAGUGGUUGAUUUAAUACAUUAACGUGAAGUGUGAAAUUAUUUGUGCUUUUGACUCUCAGCUGUAAGCUGGCAUGAAAAUCCAACCCUCUAUUAUUGAGGAAAUUUUCC